ACCGGCAGUCCCCCUCUUUGCUGACUCAGUGCCUUACCAGCAGUCCCUUCACACCGAGAUACCGCAUCCAGCAACCGACGCACUCUCCUCCGGUCGACUCGCCCAAGGCACCACCAACCUACAGAAAUGGCUAAGACUGCAAUCGCUUACAAAGAGAAGAUGAAGGAGAUCUCAGUCUUCUCACUCAUCUGCUCCUGUCUGUACCCCGAGACUCGCAAAAACCUCAUGGGGGAUUUUGAAGACUUGGACAUCAAGCCCAUUAACAAGCGGGCCUCAGGCCAGUCCUUUGAGAUCAUCCUGAAGCCGACCUCCCCCGUGUCUGAGAAUGCCCACUGCAUCACCACACCCCCAAAGAGGGACAUAUCCCUGGAGGACAUCCAGAAGAAACUGGAGGCAGCUGAGGAUCGGAGGAAAUCCCAGGAGGCGCAGGUCCUGCAGGCCUUGGCUGAGAAGCGUGAACACGAGCGCGACGUGCUGAUGAAGGCCAUGGAGGAGAACAGCAACUUCAGCCGCAUGGCCGAAGAGAAGCUCCAGGUGAAGAUGGAGCAAAUCGAGGAGAACCGGCAGGCUUACAUGGCUGCCAUAAUGGAUCGCCUGCAGGAGAAGGAGAGGCAUGCUCAGGAGGUGCGCAGGAACAAGGAGUUGAGAGAAGAAGUGACAGCGUGAAAAGCCCCAGGUUCUACGUCCCACCUCCAAACCCGCCCCCAACACCACCACCCCCAAUCCUGAGGAACACCCCUCUCCCAACCUUGUCCCACAUAUUCCCACCUACUCCACCCCUCUGCCAUACCCCCCCCAUACAAAUUAUGAAACUACCACCGCCUGAGACGCCAACCCGAGACAGUGGGAAGUUGAAAUGGGGUUCGGGAUAAAAAAAAAAGCGUAAAGAAUUUCGGAAAAACAAGAAAAAUGUGUGUCUCCAACCCACUCUUCCCAAAGAGAAUGUUUUUGCUCCAUUUUCAAAUGAGAAAAAAAAAAAUCUAAUUGACAAGUGACAGUGGGUAUUGGUUUUUGUAAAUACUUCUUUUUUUGUUAUAUACAGUAAGAUACAAGCAGCAAAAGUAUUGAUUGCAGUGUGCCAUUUUUUCUAUAUAAGUUUCCUCUCCCUGCUUAUAUAUGGAUGUAAUAAUUUGUUCAUUGACAUGUUGGGUUUUUUUCUUCAUUUCAGCCUGAAAAUCAUUUCAGGCGUAGGUGUUUGUUGUGAGUUUGCCAGCUAGCGGAUGUUUACUGCGACUGGUUGCGUCCUCACAAGGCCCGCAUACUGGCUCCGUUUCCUCGUCCCUCUAAAUGGGCACUUACUCAUUUGACCCUGCAGAUUUGGAAACAAAAUUGGAUCUGUUUGGUCCGAGUGAUUUUCCAUCAAGUUUAAGCCAAUGUCCCAAAUUAGUGAGGGGACAUGUGCAGGGAAAGUUGGCAGAAGGAAAGGAGACAGUUUGCUCUCCAUGGGGACUGCAAGCCGUCGCUGCUCAUCCACUCCUGUGAGGUAGAUGGUGAUGUACCACAGGAGAACACUAUAGCAUUUAAUGAGCCCAUCCUCAUCCUCCUUCCCUCUGUCUGCAACCUCUUCAUCUCUCCACAUACAGUACACACUGUAGAAGCACUCACUCACACGCUCUCCACAUGGGCAGGCAUUUAGCCAAUCAUAGCACAGAGCUCAAGAGGAGCUUGCUAAAUUCUGUCCAUCUGGCACCGGAAAGCUCACGUAACAUCCCUGACCAAUGGCGGGCCUCUUAUGUUCCUCAGAAAACAAGCUUGCAUUCACAUUUCAAUCACUUGUUACUGUACUAUACAACACAACUGAGGAUAAAGUGCACUCAAAGACAGCCGGAGUGCAAAAAAAACCUUCACCAGACUGUGAAUCUUAAAUCGGAGAAAUUACAAAUAAAUUCCACCUUUCUCCCUUUCAUAGAGGCUAGAGUAGUGCCAACAUCAUCCACGCCUACUGGAAUCAUUGCAUAUCACUCCAAGACACUGUAAACGCCACCGAAAGGUCGGCACAAGAAAGAUAUAAAAGCCAUAACAGGUAUAGCUGCAACUAUGAUAAAUGAACACAGUAUUGCCAUCUGUAAAGGUGUACAUGAGUGUAUUACUAAGUAUUGGAAUGACGGUCACACACGCACGGUAGGCCCAUAGAUGUGUGUGAGUGUGUGUGUAAUGCAGAAAGGGCGGGUGGAUAACCGAUUGUUUGUGCCAUGUGAUAAUGACCCGGUGAAGGAUAAACCAACACCGUAACAGUGUGUAACAACAACAACAACAACAACAACAUCACAGACAGAGACUAUCCUACCUGCCUCUCUCUCUCUCUCUUUCUCUCCUCUGUCCAUUUGUGUGUUUCCCCCCUCUCCACGUAUAUCUUUGUGAGCAAGCAGUGGUUAAUAAAGAUUUGGGGUUCAGUGAAUGAAA
Messenger RNA from Trematomus bernacchii (emerald rockcod), 2403 nucleotides. It is a transcript of the gene stmn2b, whose product is annotated as stathmin 2b. NCBI's taxonomy places the organism in Eukaryota, Metazoa, Chordata, Actinopteri, Perciformes, Nototheniidae. Gene Ontology annotation, molecular function: tubulin binding. The transcript is spliced from 5 exons. Gene Ontology annotation, biological process: neuron projection development; microtubule depolymerization; regulation of microtubule polymerization or depolymerization. Gene Ontology annotation, cellular component: cytoplasm; neuron projection; growth cone. The record is from RefSeq and is a predicted model, not a curated record. Bases 127 to 666 code for a protein of 179 amino acids.